AUGGGUGCCCAUCUCAGAAAUGGAAGAAACAUCUCGAUCGAACAACAACAACGAGAGCUCCAACGCAGAGAACAGUCGCGACGAGAGACAAAGUCACCGCCAGAAUCUGGAAGAGGAGACCGACCUGCUGGACUACAGCGAGGAGAUGACCAGAGAUACGUCUUCAGUCCCGCCGCCGCCGAGCGGCUUCGCAAGCUUAGGGAGCAGUCUGCCGUCGAUUACAGACACCGCUACGAGGCGACAGGCGGCAGAAGCAUCGCAGUCGGAGCGAGGAAUUUCACCCGCCUUAAUCAAUUCCAGAGCGACUUCUUUAGCGCUAGAGACGAUGUCCAACCGAUCGACUCCGGUACCUCGGCCCAUAGACCGACUAACUUUUCCGGUCAAUAUGAAUACCGAGACGGGCCGGCAGGUUUUGACUCCGAUCCCUCGUCAAAGCCAUCAGACCCAGUUUCCAGUCCUGGAACAGCCUCUAGCCCCACAGGAAGAAGACACGAUAAUGGACAACACGGAGUUGGAAACAGUAAUCAACCUGUUCAACGAUCAGUGGAACAUGUUUGUCCAAGCCCGAGAGAACAACAACCCGCGAUUGAUGAGAGUAGCUCUCAUCCAAGCCAUCUCCAGCCAAGAGGAGAUCCGACUACUAGCCGGAGGAGCGGAGAUGCUCCGCAUCAGCGAGAACUGGAUAGCUCGGGAAGAACUAGCCGAUCUAGAGAGGUCCCAACUAGCCAACCAGACCCAACCGGCGAGCCGCUUGGCGAUAACUCAGACUCCCCACGAGCACACAGUCAGCCCGUCCCCGAUGCCGCUGCGCCGUUCGAUACGCCAACCCUCGGACGUCACGUUCCUGGGUACUGGCCCCAUACAGCAAGGAAACAACCCUAUGCCUCCACCCCCGCCACCGUCUACUCAACCCCCCUCGGCCAUAGUCAGGCAGAACACCGCACAACAAGUGCUUCAACACAACCAGCCGACUCGUCCUCAAUACAGAGAAGGGGGCUAUUACCAACAACCACCUCAUCUAGAGACGACGGUUCAGAACCAAGCGCCGCAGUACCAGCAGCAAACCGGAGUCGUCCCGAACUACGCGCCCCAACGGCCCCACCGCCCUCCACAGCAACGAAACUGGAGAGGAUCUGGGAGGAAUUGGAGACGCCCCCAAGACCAGACGAGCAGGUUACUCGAAGUAGGGGACUAUCUCAUGAGAGCGGAGAGGAUUGCGGGCAGGGUGUUCAGAACUCGAGGCAGAGGGAGAGCGAGAGGAAGGGGGAGAGGACAACCCCCUCGACGAGAAGAACCCCCAGCACAGAACCACCACAUUAG
Molecule: messenger RNA, 1320 nt
Organism: Puccinia graminis f. sp. tritici CRL 75-36-700-3
Lineage: Eukaryota; Fungi; Basidiomycota; Pucciniomycetes; Pucciniales; Pucciniaceae
Exons: 2
Coding region: 1-1320 (439 amino acids)
Source: RefSeq, a predicted model, not a curated record